AUGCGUUUGGCCUAUGUAAUACCACAAACAACAAUUAAUAAACCGCUUUUACUUAGUUUAUUCGGAAGAAGAUUCUUGUUGAUUUCUAAUAGGUAUUUUUACAAGAUGUCAGAAGAAGCGAAAGUCCAUGAAAUUGCUCCUUCUACCAAGAGGCCAUUGCCUUCACAAAUGGGGUUGAAUGCACAAAGAGUGAAGAAACAAAAGCUGAAAAAGUAUAAGGCUAAAAAAGUAGAUGCGACUUCACCUUUAGGUGUGUUACAAUUUGAAAUUGAUGAUCUAUUGAGAUCAAAUGCAUUAACUCGUGAGGAAGUUGAAAACGAUAUGAAAGCCAUCCUAAAUGACAAAACAGAUGAAAUCAAAAAUAAGUAUCAUCGUGAAGUUUCCGAUGUUAGAAUUCUUAAAUUAACUUCAAGUGGUGAUGGUCUUGCCCUUAUUGAGCAUCCAUUUGAAGAUAAAAAGAAACAAGUUGCUAUUAUUCCGUUUGGGCUACCAGAUGACGUAGUUAAGAUCAAAGUGUAUAAGACACACCCACACUAUGUUGAGAGCGAUCUUUUGGAUGUUAUUUCGAAGUCACCAAUGAGAAGAGAUGAUCUAAUCAGGGAUAAAUAUUUUGGAAAAUCUAGUGGGGAUCAGUAUGAAUUUUUAACCUAUGAGGAUCAAUUGUCUAUAAAACGUGUGACUGUAGCCAAUGCAUAUAAAUAUUUUGCACCAAGAUUGAUAGCUAACAAUAUGGUUCCAAAAGUAGGCACUACAGUAGCUUCCCCUUUGCAAUACCAUUACCGAACCAAAAUUACACCACAUUUUGAUAUGCCUAAGAAAGUAAGUCAAUUACAAGUGAGGCCUCCAUUAGGUUUUGGACAAAAAGGUAGACCUAAGUGGAGAAAAGAUACUUUGGAGGUUGGUGGAAAUGGUCCAAUCUUAGACAUUGAAGAAUGCAAAUUGGCAACCGAUAUUCUGAAUAUUGGUUUGACUAAUGAGAGAAGACGUUUUGAACAUGAAUUUACUAAGUAUAAGAAGGGUGCAACAAUUUUAUUGAGGGAGAAUACUAUUAUUUUAGACCCAAGUAAACCAACUGAGGAACAGCUAGGUGAGGGAUCCACCAAUGCAGAGGGGAGGGUUAGUUAUAUUGAAAUUAACGAUACAGAACACAAUGUUAAAUUAGCCAAAACUUGUGUUACAAAUACAAGACAAAUUGUGACUGAAUAUAUUGAUGGAUAUAUAUUUCAAUUUAGUGCUGGUGAAUUUUUUCAGAAUAAUAAUUCAAUUCUACCUAUUGUUACAAAAUACGUAAGAGAAAAUUUACAAAUUCCAAAUUCCAAGCCAGAAGAUCCUAAUUAUUUGGUCGAUGCAUAUUGUGGUUCAGGUUUGUUCAGUAUAUGUAGUUCCAAAGGUGUGAGCAAAGUAAUUGGUGUAGAAAUAUCUGCUGAUUCCGUUUCUUUUGCAGAGAAGAAUGCCAAAUCCAACGGUAUUAAAAAUUGUAAAUUUAUUGUUGGUAAAGCAGAAAAGUUAUUCGAAUCCAUAGAUACUCCAAAUGAGAGAACAUCUGUCAUUUUGGACCCGCCAAGGAAAGGUUGUGAUGAAGUGUUUUUGAAACAGCUAUCAGAUUAUUAUCCAGCAAGGAUUGUGUAUAUUUCAUGUAAUGUUCAUUCCCAAGCUAGAGAUUUAGAAUAUUUUUUAAAUGAUACGAAGAAUGGGAAGGAUUAUAAGUUCGAAAGUUUGAGAGGCUUUGAUUUUUUUCCGCAAACACAUCAUGUUGAAAGUGUUGCCGUUUUAUCUAGAGUAUAG
This is a messenger RNA of Arxiozyma heterogenica, 1785 nucleotides long. RefSeq names its product tRNA (uracil(54)-C(5))-methyltransferase (gene TRM2). Lineage: Eukaryota; Fungi; Ascomycota; Saccharomycetes; Saccharomycetales; Saccharomycetaceae. Gene Ontology annotation, biological process: tRNA processing. The coding region runs from base 1 to 1785 and encodes 594 amino acids. Gene Ontology annotation, molecular function: tRNA (uracil(54)-C5)-methyltransferase activity, S-adenosyl methionine-dependent. The record is from RefSeq and is a predicted model, not a curated record. The transcript has a single exon.